Molecule: messenger RNA, 2916 nt
Organism: Oncorhynchus nerka (sockeye salmon)
Lineage: Eukaryota; Metazoa; Chordata; Actinopteri; Salmoniformes; Salmonidae
Product: phosphatidylinositol transfer protein alpha isoform-like
Exons: 12
Coding region: 353-1165 (270 amino acids)
Biological process (GO): phospholipid transport
Cellular component (GO): cytoplasm
Molecular function (GO): phosphatidylcholine intramembrane carrier activity; phosphatidylcholine binding; phosphatidylinositol binding
Source: RefSeq, a predicted model, not a curated record
AUUAUCUCCCCAGCUGUUGUGACAUCACCACAGGAUCGACCACUCCGGUUCCGCUUCCCUGACGAUCCUCCUUGCAUCCACUCAGACCCUCAGCAGCAAAACCGAUUCGGUGUUACGGGCGAUCUCCCUUGACGUCAUCUUGCCCGGUGUGACGACACGAACGCGGUUGUAGCCUAGUUACCGCGCGAGGCCUCGAUCAGGAAGUGCAUUUGAGGAAAACAGAGAAACGGGAGGCAGAGAAUGACAUAGAGGGGGAGAGGUGGGAGAGAGAGUCUGACGGAGGGAAAGACACUGUUCUGGAUCUUAACGGAGCACUAACAUUCCCUCGUGAGAAGAAGACAUCACCACCACAAUGAUCAUUAAGGAAUUUCGAGUUAUUCUGCCCAUAUCAGUGGAAGAGUACCAGGUGGGUCAGCUGUACUCCGUAGCCGAGGCCAGUAAGAACGAGACAGGGGGAGGAGAGGGAGUGGAGGUGUUGAAGAAUGAACCAUACGAGAAGGAUGGGGAGAAGGGACAGUACACACACAAGAUAUACCACCUGCAGAGUAAGGUUCCAUCGUUCGUCAGAAUGCUAGCUCCAGCUUCGGCCCUUAACAUCCAUGAGAAGGCCUGGAACGCAUACCCAUACUGUCGCACAGUUAUCACUAAUGAGUACAUGAAAGAUAACUUCCUGAUCAAGAUUGAGACGUGGCAUAAAACUGACCUAGGACACCAGGAAAACGUCCAUGGUCUUGAUGCAGACACCUGGAAGAAGGUGGAUGUUGUUCACAUCGACAUCGCAGACCGCAGUCAGGUGGAUAGCAAGGACUACAAGCCGGAGGAGGACCCCUCUAAGUUUAAGUCAGUGAAGACUGGAAGAGGCCCACUUGGACCGGACUGGAAGAAGGAGCUCCCUAAGAAGACAGACUGCCCACACAUGUGUGCCUACAAAUUGGUGACAGUCAAGUUCAAGUGGUGGGGCCUGCAGAACAAAGUGGAGAACUUCAUCCAGAAGCAAGAGAAGCGUCUGUUCACCAACUUCCACCGUCAGCUGUUCUGCUGGAUCGACAAGUGGAUCGAACUCACCAUGGAGGACAUCCGUCGCAUGGAGGACGACACACGCAAAGAACUGGACGAGAUGAGGGUGAAGGAUCCAGUGAAAGGCAUGGUGGCUCUGGAAGACUGAUGAGGCUUGAGGCAGACAGACUGACUGACCCAGCUGCUGAUCAGAACUGUAAACCUGACAGACACCAACGGAUUCAACGCUCCUCCCCCACCUCCUCUUCCUCCUCUUCCUCUCUGUCAAACAGAGCUUCUCCGCCUCCCUGGCCCCGCCCCCCCCAGAUUGGUACAGUCUGCCAUUAAGACAGACAGUCAGUCCUAGUGUACAUAUCCACUAUAUAUAGUGUAUGGGGGGCAAUAAGGCCCAGCUGUGAGUGUGGAGAUGUAUUAUAGUAUAAACAGGGUUUUUAAAGCAUCAGUUCGUCUGUAUUAAAGGUUGUCAGUUUCUUUUCAGGACCAAAGCUGUAUUCUGAUCAGUGUUGUUUUGAUCUAGUUGUGACUGUUGUUUUUAAUUUGAUUGUUUUGUUUUCGAUGGGUCAUCCUGUCUUCUGAUUGGUUGAUCACCACACCUCCUCCUCUUCAUCUUCCAAUCACGUUAUUUUUUUUAUUCCCCUCUUCUUCAUAUCAACCAUUAAACAUCUGAUAGAUUGUGGCAACAAACAACAAAAAAAAAAAAGGUGCCAGGUAGGCGGACCUUAUACCUCACGGCCAAUAGAAUGGUUCAAAAGGGAGGAACGACGCCUAACCUGGCCUGCGGUUGGUGGAGGGUGAAGUUGCCCCUAUAAGCUGAUCUUGGGUCAGUUUUGCAGGUUCAAAUCCAAAUAAAACUUUAUUAGUCACUACACGCUUUGUAAACUACAGCUGUAGACUAACAGUGAAAUGCUUUCUUACUGGCCAUUUCCCAACAAUGCAGAAAGAGAAAUAUUUUUGAAAUAAUUGAAAAAUAAUAACACAAGGAAUAAAUACACAAUGAUUAAUGAUACCUUGGCUUUAUACACGGGGUACCGGUACCCAAUGGUAUAAAGUACUUAAGUAAAAAUACUUUAAAGUAUUACCUUUGGUUAUCUGUACAUUAAUUAAAUUAAUGUACGAUUUAUAUUUUUGACAACUUUUACUUUUACUUCACUACAUUCCUAAAGAAAAUAAUGUACUUUUUACUACCGUACAUUUUCUCUGACAUCCAAAAGUACUUGUUACAUUUUGAAUGCUCAGCAGGACAGGAAAAUGGUCUAAUUCACACAUUUAAAGGGGAAAAUCCCUGGUCAUCUCUACUGCAUCUGAUCUGGCAGACUCACUAAACACAAAUGCUUUGUUUGCAAAUUAUGAGUGUUGGAGUGUGCCCCUGGCUAUCUGUAAAUGAUGUCUGAGUGUUGGAGUGUUCCCCUGGCUAUCUGUAAAUGAUGUGUGAGUGUUGGAGUGUUCCCCUGGCUAUCUGUAAAUGAUGUGUGAGUGUUGGAGUGUUCCCCUGGCUAUCUGUAAAUUAUGUCUGAGUGUUGGAGUGUUCCCCUGGCUAUCUGUAAUGAUGUCUGAGUGUUGGAGUGUUCCCCUGGCUAUCUGUAAUGAUGUCUGGGUGUUGGGGUGUUCCCCUGGCUAUCUGUAAUGAUGUCUGAGUGUUGGGGUGUUCCCCUGGCUAUCUGUAAUGAUGUCUGAGUGUUGGAGUGUUCCCUUGGCUAUCUGUAAUGAUGUCUGGGUGUUGGGGUGUUCCCCUGGCUAUCUGUAAAUGAUGUGUGAGUGUUGGAGUGUUCCCCUGGCUAUCUGUAAUGAUGUCUGAGUGUUGGAGUGUUCCCUUGGCUAUCUGUAAUGAUGUCUGAGUGUUGGAGUGUUCCCUUGGCUAUCUGUAAUGAUGUCUGAGUGUUGGAGUGUUCCCCUGGCUAU